UGUAGGACAUUAGUUAAGCCGCUUGUCACUCAAGUCGGUCCAGUGGGGGCGGGAUCUUCUUCAGACGCGCGGAGCGAGUCUGCUCAUAACAGCUGCCGCGCGGUCCUUGUCCGACUGUUUUCAGCGUGUGGAGAUGUCUUCUCUCACGAAUAUGUAAUCGUAAUGUGACGCUCAGUUCACUGUCUUGUGAUGGGUAGACACGGCGAAUCUUAACUUCUGUGAGGAUCUUUUUUUUUUUCUUUUUUUUUCGUUCCAUGUGGAUUAAAAGCCUGCUCUGUUUCUGAUCUCAUGUCUCUGAACUGGCUGCUCCACUGUGGGGUACCGCCGAGGGACUGGUGACUCGGAUCAAGCAAAAGCCGGAGACCAGGAGCGUUGCUUUCACAGUGGCCAGUCGGUGUCUCGAGCUGGAGGGUUGAGUCUACUCAAAGAUGAGGAGGAAGCUUUCAGCUGCCGGCAUCAUGCUGUGCUUCUCAUUAGCCAUGCUGCCGAGUAGAAGUCACUGCAAGGAGCCGGACCAUGGUGCUCGGAGUCGCCCCAUUCCCAUGUCCCCAUCAGACUUCUUAGACAAACUCAUGGGCAGGACGUCUGGAUAUGAUGCCAGGAUAAGACCAAACUUUAAAGGUCCAGCCGUCAAUGUAUCCUGUAACAUUUUCAUUAACAGCUUUGGUUCAAUUGCUGAGACAACAAUGGACUACCGUGUGAACAUCUUCCUGAGGCAGCAGUGGAACGACCCCAGGCUGGCCUUCACCGAGUACCCCGACGACUCCCUCGACCUUGACCCCUCCAUGUUAGACUCCAUAUGGAAACCAGAUCUCUUCUUUGCCAAUGAGAAGGGAGCCCAUUUUCAUGGAGUCACAACGGAUAACAAACUUCUCAGGAUAUUCAAGAAUGGCAAUGUUCUUUACUCCAUUAGGCUCACACUGACCCUGUCGUGUCCCAUGGAUUUAAAGAACUUCCCAAUGGACGUCCAAACGUGCAUUAUGCAACUGGAAAGUUUUGGUUACACCAUGAAUGACCUGAUCUUUGAGUGGCAGGAGAACGGACCAGUCCAAGUAGCCGAUGGGCUUACCCUUCCACAGUUCCUCCUCAAGGACGAAUCCGAUCUGAGAUAUUGCACCAAGCAUUACAACACAGGUAAAUUCACCUGCAUUGAGGUGCGGUUCCACCUGGAGCGGCAGAUGGGCUACUACCUGAUCCAGAUGUACAUCCCCUCUCUGCUCAUCGUCAUCCUGUCCUGGGUUUCCUUCUGGAUCAACAUGGAUGCCGCGCCCGCCAGGGUGGCCCUGGGCAUCACCACCGUGCUCACCAUGACGACCCAGAGCUCCGGCUCCAGGACCUCUCUGCCCAAGGUAUCGUACGUGAAGGCCAUUGACAUCUGGAUGGCGGUGUGUCUUCUCUUCGUCUUCUCGGCGCUGUUAGAGUAUGCGGCCGUCAACUUUGUCUCCAGGCAGCAUAAGGAUCUCCUCCGCUUCCGGCGGCCGCACAAGAACAAGCAGAAGAAUAGUAAAGGUGCAGUCGAUCCUGUGGAGCUGGCUGCCUCCCUACAGCGUAUUAACACUGACAACGGCCUCAAGCCCCCUGGCCCACUGUAUGGGUCUAUGACCAACAUCUACACCAACAACCACAGGGAGGAGGAGGUACGAGACAAGCACCGCAGCGUCACAGGCUCCGCCCACGGCAACCACAAGGAGUCAAUUUCCAAGGGCAGCGCAAACAGUGCCGUUGUCAUAGCAACAACCCCAGGAGGCAGCGCGGCCCUGGCUGCCCACACCCUGCCCGUGGCGGCGGGGGGGAAGGCGGCCCCCGGCCCCGGCGGCAAAACACACGAGCAGAUGAGGAAGCUGUUUAUCGACCGCGCCAAGAAGAUCGACACGGUGUCGCGGGCCGGCUUCCCCCUGGCCUUCCUCUUCUUCAACAUCUUCUACUGGGUGCUCUACAAGAUCCUGAGGCACGAGGACGUGCACAAGCGCUAGCCCACGGCGCGGCACUCUCUGGGGCCCAGUGACUGGCCCUCUCUGGGGCCCAGUGACUGGCCCUCUCUGGGGCCCAGAGAGCAGUCCUAUCUGGGGCCCAGGGAGGACCGCUCCCUGGGCCCCACGGAGAGGACCGCUCCCUGGGCCCCACGGAGAGGACCGCUCCGUGGGCCCCAGAGAGGGCCAGUCACUGGGCCCCACGGAGUGGUCCUCUCUGGGGCCCACGGAGCGGUCCUCUCUGGGGCCAAGGGAGCGGUCCUCUCUGGGGCCCAGGGAGCGGUCCUCUCCGUGGGGCCCAGGGAGCGGUCCUCUCUGGGGCACACGGAGCGGUCCUCUCUGGGGCCCACGGAGCGGUCCUCUCUGGGGCCCAGGGAGCGGUCCUCUCUGGGCCCCACGGAGCGGUCCUCUCCGUGGGGCCCAGGGAGCGGUCGGAGGUGAACAGGGGAUUUAUUUAUCAGAAGAUCGGGAAGAGGAACAUUGGAACUACCUGAUUACUUUCUAAAAAUACUUGCAUAUCUUGCACUAGAGUGUGCAAGAUAUUUUUUGUUGCUAAAAAUGGAAAUGGUUAUAAAUGGAAAGAUAAAACAGUGAUAUAAAGGAACUCCAUUUAAAGCAUGCUCAGACAUGCUCACCAUUUUGGUGUUAAUAGACAGAAGCGGUAGAAUACAUCUCUUAUGUUUCACGUACACACAAACCCUGAGUCACGGUUUGCAUACAUGUUAAAGUGCUGUUGGUUGGAUUUAUGAGCAAUUAUUUGAGGGCUUUUGAUUUUGUUAGAAAUGGCUUAUUCAUCUGUCAGCUAAUGUGAGUGAAGAAAUUAAAUUAGAUAUACACACUAAUCACAAUGUAUGAACAACAUAGACUCCGGUUAUGGCAAGUCAUUAUGCCUUCAUAGCAGCUUAGUCAAAGUUAUCUUAUUCUACAAUAGUUAUAUUACACAACAAACACAGCUUCAACACAUUGUGCUUUGUUUCACUUGAUUUACUUUUGAAGGACCUUUUCCCCUGCUUAUUUACAGUGCAUAUUACAAGUUUUGUUGGGGACUAUUGAGCAAGUACAUGUGGACAUUUAAUUCUAAAACAGCUGUUCUCCCCAGUAACAGCUGGAUAUCCUAUGCAUCAUUUAAAUUAAUGGAAAUGGACAUUGAGGUCUGCCGAUGUCAUUGAACAAUGGGAAUUUCAACUUAACAUUGUGUUCUUUGGAAUAUCCUUUUCACACUGUGAGAGAUGUACUAUGAUGCUUCCCUAAGGGUUGCAGAAAGUAGAAAUCCCUGAUUCUAAAUACAAGUGCUAUUAUGGACUUGUACAAUGGAAAAUAUAACAUGUACUCACUGCAGGUAUGUGGACUACAAACACCAAGUCUUUCACUGUGCUGAGGACUAGAGGUGAACCACUUGGUCAUCCCCAGUGGCAAAAACACAUGCUAUGCAUACGUUUGCGCACACACACACAAAACAUACACACAGACAAAGUUAUGUAUAUAUACUCCAGUCUUUUGUUCAUCCAUAGAUUUACAAAGAAGAAAACUAGUCUUCAUUUAACACAUUCUCAUUCCUUCUCGGACAGACUUCUUUAAAAGGAAUACGUUAUUUUGUUAAACAAUCUUUUUUCCUUUCAGCCUUGUAACACUGCCACUGUGUCAUGCUUAAACAGUGGCAUCAAUACACAAACGCACACAAAAACACACACAAACACACCAAGUCUUCAAAAACACCAGUGUUGUCUUAAGAUUGCCAGUCAUCACUCAACCCAGUUUAGUUGUGCUUAAUCCCCACCAAUACAGUAAUCAUUCAUCAUGGAGCAGCUAUAUCAAUGAACCACCAACAUGCCCUUUUAUUUCAUUCUCUGUUCAACGAGGAUGGUAAGUGCAGGAGGCCAUGCAUAGAGGGAGCCAAACCAGCCAGGCCUGCCAAUCCAGUUCCUCCUCUCUGUGGAGAGACUGGGAGAGGGGAGGAGGAGUUAUGUUACUCCUGCCCAGUGAGUGUCAAACGGUGCUGGGGUUUUGCUGCUGGCUACCCAUGUGGUGGAUCUCCGGUCCUGCUGUUGUUUCGACACUGUGGCACAAUUUGACAAAAGUCAAUCCUGUAUUGAGAUGUAUAUUUCUAUGGUAAAGAAUAUAUUGAAAAUAUUUUUUUGUACAAGUGAUGAUACUAAUAAAUGUAAUGCAUGAAACCGGGCCAGUUUCAGAUUUUGUUUAAAGGCCUGUAUUUAUUGUAUGUUUUUGUUAAUCUUUUAAAAGAUUAACGCAGUUACACAAUUAGUAGUAGUAGUAAUGGAUAAUAAUAUUAUGAUUAUAUAUUGAACAACUACUGCUAUUACUACUCCUGCUAUUCUUCAGUAGGGGCUAUUUGUCCAAGCCAAGGUGUCAGGUAACAAAAGAUUCAGAGCCACGCCCCCUGUUCCAACGCCCAUUGGUUGGCUAGAUUGAGGAACCAUCAUUUAUAUUUAACGCAUAGAGAAUGAUGAAUUGC
Messenger RNA from Gadus morhua (Atlantic cod), 4443 nucleotides. It is a transcript of the gene glra3, whose product is annotated as glycine receptor, alpha 3. The record is from RefSeq and is a predicted model, not a curated record. Bases 429 to 1973 code for a protein of 514 amino acids. Gene Ontology annotation, biological process: monoatomic ion transmembrane transport. Gene Ontology annotation, molecular function: transmitter-gated monoatomic ion channel activity; glycine binding; transmembrane signaling receptor activity. The transcript is spliced from 10 exons. NCBI's taxonomy places the organism in Eukaryota, Metazoa, Chordata, Actinopteri, Gadiformes, Gadidae. Gene Ontology annotation, cellular component: plasma membrane.